Messenger RNA from Callithrix jacchus (white-tufted-ear marmoset), 5640 nucleotides. It is a transcript of the gene NES, whose product is annotated as nestin. Gene Ontology annotation, molecular function: CCR5 chemokine receptor binding; intermediate filament binding. Gene Ontology annotation, cellular component: intermediate filament. Gene Ontology annotation, biological process: positive regulation of intermediate filament depolymerization. NCBI's taxonomy places the organism in Eukaryota, Metazoa, Chordata, Mammalia, Primates, Cebidae. The record is from RefSeq and is a predicted model, not a curated record.
CCACUCCCGACUCUCAGUCGCUCAGUCUACUCCCACUCCGCCCUGCCCUGUCAUUGUCCCCGUCGGUCUUUCUCUUCAGUCCGAAAACCUCUGCGAGCCGCUCCCUUCUCCUGGUGCCCCGCGUCUGUCCAUCCUCAGUGGGUCAGACAAGCAGGAUGGAGGGCUGCAUGGGGGAGGAGUCUUUUCAGAUGUGGGAGCUCAAUCGGCGCCUGGAGGCCUACCUGGCCCGGGUCAAGGCUCUAGAGGAGCAGAAUGAGCUGCUCAGCGCGGAGCUCGGGGGGCUCCGGGCACAAUCCGGGGACACCUCCUGGCGGGCGCGUGCCGACGACGAGCUGGCUGCCCUGCGGGCCCUCCUUGACCAGCGCUGGCGGGAGAAGCACGCGGCCGAAGUGGCGCGCGACAACCUGGCUGAAGAGCUGGAGGGCGUGGCGGGCCGAUGCCAGCAGCUGCGGCUGGCCCGGGAGCAGACGGCGGAGGAGGUGGCCCGCAACAGGCGCGCCGUCGAGGCGGAGAAAUGCGCACAGGCCUGGCUGAGUAGCCAGGCUGCAGAGCUGGAGCGCGAGCUGGAGGCUCUGCGCUUGGCGCACGAGGAGGAGCGGGUAGGCCUGAACGCGCAGGCUGCCUGUACCCCCCGCUGCCCCGCGCCGCCCCGCGGGCCCUCGGCGCCGGCCCCGGAGGUGGAGGAGCUGGCAAGGCGACUGGGCGAGGCGUGGCGCGGGGCAGUGCGCGGCUACCAGGAGCGCGUGGCGCACAUGGAGACGUCGCUGGGCCAGGCCCGCGAGCGGCUAGGCCGGGCUGUUCAGGGUGCCCGCGAGGGCCGCCUGGAGCUGCAGCAGCUCCAGGCUGAGCGCGGAGGCCUCCAGGAUCGCAGGGCAGCGUUGGAACAGAGGUUGGAGAGCCGCUGGCAGGAGCGGCUGCGGGCCACUGAAAAGUUCCAGCUGGCCGUGGAGGCCCUGGAGCAGGAGAAACAGGGCCUGCAGAGCCAGAUCGCCCAGGUCCUGGAAGGUCGGCAACAGCUGGCGCACCUCAAGAUGUCCCUCAGCCUGGAGGUGGCCACGUACAGGACCCUCCUGGAGGCUGAGAACUCCCGGCUGCAAACACCUGGUGGUGGCUCCAAGACUUCCCUCAGCUUCCAGGACCCCAAGCUGGAGCUGCAAUUCCCUGGGACCCCAGAGAGCCGGCGUCUUGGAUCUUUGCUCCCAGUCCUGAGCCCAACUUCCCUCCCCUCACCCUUGCCUGCUACCCUUGAGACACCUGUGCCAGGCUUUCUUAAGAACCGAGACCUCCUCCAGGCCCGUUCCCCUGCCUUGGCCAGCACCCCCAUCCCACCCACACCUCAGGCACCCUCUCCUGCCACAGAUGCAGAGAUCAGAGCCCAGGAUGCUCCUCUCUCUCUGCUCCAGACACAGGGUGGGAGGCAGUGGGCUCCAGAGCCCCUGCAGGCUGAAGCCAAGGUGGCCAUUCCUGCCAGCGUCCAGCCUGGACCGCAGGAGCCUGGGGGCAAGCGGCAAGGGGCCGGCACAGGCCAGUCCCCAGAGGACCAUGCCUCCUUGGCUCAAGCCCUCAGCCCCAACCACUCCAGUUUAGAGGCUAAGGAUGGAGAAGCUGCUGGGUCUACGGUGUUCAGCAUAUGCCAGGAGGAAGGCGAAGGGCAAAUCUGGGGGUUGGGAGAGAAAGAAACAGCCAUAGAGGGCAAAGUGGUAAGCAGCUUACAGCAGGAAAUAAGUGAACAAGAGGAUAUGGACAGGAAGGAAAUCCAGGACUCCCAGGUUCCUUUGGAAAAAGAAACCCUGACUUCUCUGGGAGACGAGAUUCAAGAGUCACUGAAGACUCUGGAAAUCCAGAGCCACGAGACUCUAGAGAGGGAGAAUCAGGAGUCUCUGAGGGCUUUAGAAGACUUAGAAACACUAAAAAGUCUAGAAAAGGAAAACAAAGAGCCAUUAACGGAGGUGGAGGUAGUGAGACCUCUAGAAAGAGAGGCUGUAGGCCUGCUUAAGCCUGCAGGAAAAGAGGACACACAGACAUCACAAUCCCUGCCAAGGGAGGAUCAAGAACAAACGAAAUCUCUUGAAGGUAAUCUAGAGACAUUUUUAUCUCCAGGAAAGGAAAACCAAGAAUUAGUAAUUUCUCUGCAAGAGAACUCAGAGUCAUUGACAGCUCUAGAAAAGGAAGAUCAAGAGCCACUGAGAGCUCCAGCGGCUGAGGACGAAGAGGCACUGAGACCUCUGAUGAAGGAGAAUCAAGAGCCACUGAGAGCUCCAGCGGCUGAGGACGAGGAGGCACUGAGACCUCUGAUGAAGGAGAAUCAAGAGCCACUGAGAGCUCCAGCGGUUGAGGACGAAGAGGCACUGAGACCUCUGAUGAAGGAGAAUCGGGAACUCCUGAGGUCUCUUGAAGUUGAGAACCAAGAAGCCCUUAGACUGCCAGAAAAAGAGAACCAGGAGCUAUCGAAGACUCUAGAGGAAGAGGACCAGAGUAUUGUGAGACCUCUAGAAACAGAGAAUCACGAGUCACUCAGGUCUCUAGAAGAAGAGGACCAAAAGGCAUUGAAGAUUCUUGAAAUGGAGACUCAACAGCCACAGAGGUCUCUAGGGGAAGAGGAUCAGAUGACAUUAAGGCCUCCAGAGGAAGCAGACCCAGAACCACUGCAGUCUCUUGAAAAAGACCGGGAGGCAGCUAGACCUCUUGAAAAUGAGAAUCAAGAGUUAUCAAAGUCACUCAAAGAAGAGAGUGUGGAGGCAGUGAAAUCUCUAGAAAUAGAGCUCCUAGAAUCACUGAAGUCUGCAGAAGGGAACCUGGAAACACUGAAAUCUCCAGAAACUCGAGUGCCACUGUGGUCUCUAGAAGAAAUAAAUCAUGGGGCAAUGACACCUCCAGAAAAGGAAAUUCAAGAACCACUGGGGUCUGCAGAAGUGAACCAAGAGACAUUGAGACUCCCAGAAGAGGAGAAUCAAGAACGAUUGAGAUCUCUGGGAGCAUGGAACCUGGAGAAUUUGAGAUCUCCAGAGGAGGUAGACAAGGAAAGUCAAAGCAAUUUGGCAGAGGAAGAGAACCUGAGGAAGGGAGAGAAGCAAGAGUCACUGAGGUCUCUGGAGGAAGAGGGACGGGAGCUGCCCCAGUCUGCAGAUGCGCAGAGCGGGGAAGAUACGGUGGGGAAGGACCCAGAGCUGGCUCAGGAAAGCACCCCAGGGAUGGCUGGAGUGGAAAAUGAGGACAAGACAGAGGAUGGCUUUGCCGGGAAGGAGGAGGUGAUAGAGCAGGGAGAGCGGAAUGCAAGGGAGGCCUGGAUCCCAGGCGAGGGACACCCAGGGAGCCCUGAGCCCAAAGAGCAUAGGGGCCCAGCUGAGGGAGCCAGUGGGAAGAGAAGGGCUGGGGGUCUCCAAGAUCCUGAAGGGCAACCACAACAGCUGGGGACCCCAGGUCUGCAAGCUCCCCAGGAACUGCCAGAGGCGAUAGAGCCCUUGGUGGAAGAUGAGGAUGUGGCCCGGCUGGGUGACCAAGACUCCCCAGAGGUCAUGUUGGGGUCAGAGCCUGCCGUGGGUGAGUCUGCUGCGGGAGCUAAGGAAGUCCCGGGACAGGAGGUGGGAGGGCUAGAGGACCCAGGCCAUCUGACCAGGGAAGAGGUGACGGAACCACUCCUGGAAGAGGAGAGUUUGGAGGCAAAGAGCGUUCCGGGCUUGGAAGGGCCUAGAAAGGACGUAGGGGAGGCAGAUGCUCUGGGGGCGGAGCUCUCUGAGCUGCCUGGGAAGAGUGGAGACCCUCUAGAGCUUCCCACAGGCUGGGAGGAACCAGAGGCUGAGGCUAUCCUGGGAGCAGAGGAGGCGUUCCCUGCUGAGACCCUGGGCUAUGAUGGAAGCGAUGCCCCUCCACCUCAGCCCCUGGGGUCAGAGGAAGCUGAGGAGGAUGCAUCCCCAGUGCUGGCACCCCCCAGCCCAAUGUACACCCCAAUCCUGGAAGAUGCCCCUGGAUCCCAGCCUCAGGCUGAGGGGAGCCAGGAAGCUAGCUGGGGGCUGGAGGGUAGGGCUGAAGCCCUGGGAAAAGUAGAGAGUGAGCAUAAGGAGUUGGCUUCUGGGGAGAUCCCCGAGGGCCUCCAGGAGGAGGAGGAGAGCAGAGAAGAGAGCGAGGAGGAUGAGCUGGGGGAAACCCUUCCUGACUCUACUCCCCUGGGCCUCUACCUCAGGUCCCCCAUGUCCCCCAAGUGGGACCCCGCUGGAGAGCAGAGCCCAGACCCUCAAGGGGAGACUGGGAAGGAGGGCUGGGAUCCUACUAUCCUGGCUUCCCAGGCCCUUGAGGCCCCACCCUCAGGAGAGGAGGAUGGGGAAGAGGGGGAAGAGGAGCGAGGCCGUGACUCUGACCUGUCAGAGGAAUUUGAGGACCUGGGGACUGAGGCUUCUCUUCUUCCUGGGGUCCCUGGGGAGGUGGCAGAACCUCUGGGCCAGGUGUCCCAGCUGCUACUGGAGCCUGCAGCGUGGGAUCGGGAUGGGGAGUCUGAUGGGUUUGCAGAUGAGGAAGAAAGUGGGGAGGAGGGAGAGGAGGAGGAGGAGGAUGAGGAGGAGGGAAGGGAGCCAGGGGCUGGGCGGUGGGUGCCAGGGUCCUCUGUUGGCAGCCUCCAGGCCCUGAGUAGCUCCCAGAGAGGGGACUUCAUGGAGUCUGAUUCUGUGGGUGUCAAUAUCCCCUGGGAUGACAGCUUGAGGGGUGCAGUGGCUGGUGCCCCUAUGACUGCCCUGGAAACUGAGUCCCAGGAGAGUGCUGAGGCUUCUGGCUCAGAGGAAGAAUCUGACCCUGUUUUCUUGGAGAGGGAGGACAAAGUCCCGGGCCCUCUGGAGAUCCCCAGUGGGGUGGAGGGUGCAGGCCCAGGGGCAGACACUGUUGCUGUUAAUGGCCAGGGUCCCAGCUUGGAGGAGAAGUCACAGCAUGUGAAUGGGGGAGUGAUUAACGGGCUGGAGCAGUCUGACGAAGUGGGGCAGGGGAUGCUGCUGGUUCCUGAGGGUGACCGAGGGAGCCCCUUUCAGGAGGAGGAGGGGAGUGCCCUGAAGACCCCUUGGGCAGGGGCUUCUGUUCACCUGGGCUCGGGUCCGUUCCUGAAGUUCACUCAGAGGGAAGGAGAUAGAGAGUCCUGGUCCUCAGGGGAGGACUAGGGGCAGUGGGGACUUAGGGGUGGGGGAGGGGGAGGAUGUCCCAAGCCUGCUCCCUGCUCAGGGGUAGCACUCUUAACUUAUGAUCUCUUGACCUGUGGUUUCCGGCUGAGAGGCCUGGCUGGCUAAGGUGGAAGGGGUGUGGCAAAGGAGACUGCAAGGGUGGAGGCUGUAGGGACAACCUCUGCCCCGCAAAGGAGACCCCCACCUGCACCAUCGCAUAGGCUAAGUCAGCUGAAGCCCGAUAGUAUUAGGCCCCCUUUCCUCCACAUCCGGUCAGCUGGAAAGUCUGGGACCCAGAGGCCCCUCCAAAGGGAGGGCAACGUGCUGGCCUUUGUGCCCAAGCUCACCAGCCCUGCGCCAUCUCACUGCAGCAGCACCACCCUCCUGGGCCGUCUGGCCUGUGGCUAAUGGAGGUGAGGGCACUCCCAUGUCCUGACCCCCCAACCCCCAUCCCUGCCUGGCUCGCCCCUGCCUGAAUAAAGUAAUGCCUCUGCCUUCAAAA